Cuscuta epithymum is the source of this 5241-nucleotide messenger RNA. Lineage: Eukaryota; Viridiplantae; Streptophyta; Magnoliopsida; Solanales; Convolvulaceae. The record is from the annotation of a GenBank genome assembly.
CCUAAAUGGCGACGGCCGGACAGAGCCUCCUAAAUAAGGGCUUAUUUGACAUUUUUUGGUUAGUAUGUGGGCUUAUUUGACUCUUUUCUCUAAGAAAAAAUUAGGACUUCCCGAAAAAGAAUAGAUGGAAUUUAAAUAGGGAGAGAAGAUGCAAUGUGGUAAUGUUUGAUAACACAAGAGAUGACUCAUUAUGCGUGCCGGAUGUUGGAUCGUUUCUUUCCGAGAUUAUGAUAUUAAAGCAUGAUUUACUCGUCCACCGCUUUAUGGGGUAGGGCUUCUUUUUGAAAUUGUGAUAUUAAAACAUGAUUUACUCAUUCACCGCUUUAUGGGGCGGGGAGGGGCAUCAAGAGUGAGCAUUCCACUUUUUUAAGGAUUGAGAUCCUCUGUCGUAUGGCCGAGUGCCUUGCGGGCAGGGGGGUCGUCGGAUGAAGGAAAUGAAACCUCGAGAUGUGAACCUUGAAAUCUCCGACGGUUGAAAGCACCGUGCCUUGCUCUAAAGGAAGGCAGAGGCUCCGGGUCCCUUUUUUAAAUGGAGCUCAUCAGAUUGAGCGAUAUGCCGAUAAGGUCAUGGGUCACUUACUCUCUUACUACGUACUACGUAUAAGUUAUAACCCAUGUCAGGCAGGUGGGUGAAGUCGCAGAGGUAUUACUCAAAGUGAAUGCUGGAACUGAAGCUGCAGAUGCUGGCCAGCCUUGAACUGCACUAUAUUUUAUCGAGGAAGGAGGAUUUGAAGACCUGAAGCAAUAAUAGAGCCGCCAAAGUCACUUGUCUAAGUCAUGCCAAUCUCAGACACCUAAUGCUCUUAUUGUGUACCACUACUGUCUUGAUUUCAAUCAAGUUAUUUGAGGUUUUUGGGAGGGAAUUGAAAGGUAACUUAUUUCUAGUUAGGGAAAUUGCUUAAAUAGGAGCAAAUGAGAUUUCACAUGUUAAAUGCACUGUACUGCAACUACUUGACAGUCACGCCUACAAGAUGGCUAUAAAUACUGUCAUGGCAGUCCUAUUUUGGAAAUAAAAACAUAGUAGUCCUAUUUUGGAAUUCCAAACUCCAUUUACGCCUAUUUUGAGAAAUCUCCCUUCUAGUUAUAUACUUGUACGUAACUUAAUAUUCCACCGUUCCUAAAAACUUAGUCAACUUGGCACAAAAAUUAAUAAAUUAAACAUUGUGUGAUUGAGUUUUGUGCAGAGGAAAGAGAAAUAAAUGAAAUCCCAAUUUUUUACUAAAAAGCGAAAGUGGCAAAAUCAGUGGCAAACAAAAAAGGUUGGCAAAGUUUUAAGGGACGGGGGAGUAUAAUAUUCCGUAGUUAAUACUCUCUUUAUCCCUAUUUAAACUUUCUAAUUUGAAUAGCACACAUUUUAAGAAAAAGAUGUCUUGUUUUCACUCCCUGAAACGCGCUCUUCACGAAAGGGUAAAUUUUAUUGUAUUGUCCACUGUUUGACACUGUUUUGUAUAACGAGUAGUUGAGUAAAUUGAUAGAAAUUUGUAUACGAAACAAGAAAAGUGAGUCUAUAUAGGAACAUUUGUUAAAGAAUAGCAGGAAAUCGGACCAAAGUAAUACUCCCUCCAUACCAUUUACAUCUUCCCGCUUUCCUUAUUUAACUUGUACUCCGUCAUACCAUAUCUAGAUCUCUCCGUCAUACUCUCAAUAAUUUUGAAAUUAACACGCUAUUAUAACUACUUUUUGGAUUUAUCCUUCAUUCCAGCACAUUAUUUCAUUAUCUCCCUAUCAUUCUCUCAAUAAUUUAUAUCUCAUUUCACUAUUUAUAAUCUCAUAUACUUUUAAAUGGGAAUAUGUAAAUAUUAAGGAUGUAUUAGUUACUACGGAGUAAUAUGUAAGUUUAGGUCACAUGGUUAAAAGAUCUUUGGCAUGGUACAACAAACAUAAAUGGACAAACAUUUAACCAGAGAUAGGAUGCGACCCUCCACCCACUUCACUCCACUACUUGUCUAAUUGGUAUUUAUGGUAUGCUUUAACAGACAAAAAGCUAAUACACUAACUGAAAACAAAAAAUAAAAGUUUAUAUGCAAGUAUACAACUAAUAAAGGCCGGAUGGAUGAUGCACAUGAAAAGGGGCCAUCCGAAUUUCUCAUCACUUUAUAUAUAGGUCGUGUUCAUCACUUGUUUUUCACUUGCCAAUAAUUUACAUUUAUAGUUUUAAGCGCUAAAGCAGUUAGGGUACAAAUUGAGUUGAGUCAUGGUAAAGGUUCUUUUGGAUAAAUGUUUACAUUAAUUUUACUCCAUCCGUCCUUAAAUAAAUAUCUCACUUUCUUUUUAGGUUCGUCUCUUUAAAAUGUUUUCUUUCCUUAUUUGGUAAACAAAACGGUGCAAAACAGUGCCAAACACCGUAAAACAGUAUCAGACAAUAUCCAAAUAGUGUCAUUUUCUUAAACUGUGUGAAAGUCAAACGGGACCUUUUAAAUUGGGACGGAGGGAGUAUACAUUAUGAUAUUAAAAGAUUUUCUGAAAUUUAGGACAGAUGGAGCUGUAGCAUGAUCGAUAAAAGUUACAACUACUUAUAUUUUACAUUUUUGCAUCCCCAAUAAUAAGCAUAUGUUGGAAAAGAAGAUGAAUUAGAAAAACAUCUUGAGUUUGGCCAAAUGCAAAGAUUGAAGGUCCAAAAUGAAUAGAGGGUUCACAAGUUAAAAGACAUCAGACUCCGCGAGGAUGGUAGUGCAUGAAACGAUGGAAACAUGAAGUUAAAUGAUGGAGGAUUUCCAAAAUAAAAUCACGACUUAUUAGUAGCUUGCUUGUGUUGAUUGAUCCAUGGGUAGUGGGUACUUCGUUUUGGUUCAAGUUAUUGUAUCCUGUCGUGUCGUGUGUAGUUUUUAAUGUGUGUUACUUUUGUAUUUUCUCACUUCGUACAUGUUUAUCUCGCUGCUAAAGUCACAAUUAGGUUAGUAAGACAGAUGAAGUAAACACGCAAACUGCUUAAAAGCUGUUUACUAACCGAAAAAGGUGUUAAAGUGCCGUUUACUAAACAUAUCACCCCCUAUGUAUUAAUUAAGCGCCACUUUAAACUUUUUCAGUUUCCGAAUUUACUCUUAUCCAUUUACCUUAUUGUUACCCUUUACCAUUACCCCUCCACCCACCCCGCCCUACCCCUACCCUACCUUAUCUCAACCCUGACCCCACCCUCCCUUACGCAUCCCGUGCCCCUUACCCUACUCUACCCCUUUACCCCUACCACCUGCCCCUAACUCAACCCCACCCCUACCCCAUUUACUCUACCCUAACCCCCUAGCCCUUACCACGCCUACCCCCAACCAUACCCCUUAUCCUGGCCCUAGAGUAGGGGUUAAUGGGGGUACGAGCCUAACUAAUCAACGUAGGGGUAGGAGGGGUAAGGGUACAUGGGUCAGGGAUACGAGUAGGGGUAGGGGUAGGGGUUAGGGGUAUGAGGGUUGUAGUGGAGUAGGGGUAGAGGGUAAGGUCGUGGUAAGGGUAGGUGUGGUGGUACGAGUAUAGGGUGGAUAGGGGUUAGGGGUAUGGGUACGCGUACGAGGUGACCCCCGCGUAUUAUAUUAUAUAUUUGUGUUCAUGAAUGUUUAUGUGUCUAUAUAUAUAUAUAUAUGUAUAGGAUUAUUUUGGACAUUUUGAUGUUAAACAGUGUUUUAAAUCCUCUGAAGUAAACAUGAGCUUACAACAAUGCUUAUUUUACACACCGCUUAUUAACGCGGGUCUUAAUAAACACCGUUUAGUAACUCAUGAAGUAAAGUGUCCUUAGUUUUGUUUACUUUGGUAACAGGUACUCUUAGACUGGUUGGGUCCAAGGCAUUCAUAAGGUUAUGAGUAUAAGUAAAGACCAUUAGAAUCAAGGAAUUUUAUCAAUAACCAACUAUUUCAGCCCAGCUGGUUGUGAGAUUACCGUGUCUAGUGAAACUCACUCAAUGGAGUGAGUUUCAGCCCUGAUUACUCCACCACCACCACCACCCCCCCCCCCCCAACCCAGGCCCUCCUCCAGACCCCCUGGAGUAAAAAAAGGAAUUUUAUCAAUUCAGUACCUGAAAGAUAGAUUAAAUAUCAAUCCGGGACCUGAAAGAUGAAAUGUAUCGGUAUAAGACCCGAAUGAUGGAAAACUAUUAAUCUAGGAACUAACAUUUCAUAGGUUUUGAUUUUUUUUAUUAAUUUCAUUGCUAAUUUUUUAUAAAUUCUUCUUCACAAAAGUUUAUUAGUUUAUUAUGAGUACUUUGGUUUGUAUGACUAUGUUUGAUAAAUGGCUUAUCAACCAUUUUUUUGGCUAGUUUCUUUAAAUUUAGUUGCUUUGACUGGUUGAAUAGCUAUAAAAUAUGUUUGGUGAUUAUUAUUUUUAAACAACUUCUUCAUCUCAAGAAGCCAACAAAAAUGAAUAGUUGGAAUUAAUAAAUAAUACUCCCUCUGUCCCUAAAUCAAAGUCACACUUUCGGACUUUCCUUAAAUGGAUGUCUCAAAAUAAAAGUCACACUUCCUAUUUUGGUAAGUUUCAGCAUUUAAUUUACCCUCCCAUCCUUUUCUCAUUAAUUAUCACAUCUCAUUCAUCUUACCAACAAACCGCCCCAUUUAAUUUACUCGUUCAUAUUCCCAACUCCAUACUCUUAUCCCAUUCAUUAUCUUCUCUACCUCUCUCCUUCGCAUACUCCCUUCGUCCUUCUCUCUGUCGUUUAUCACCACUCUGUUGCUACCUAUCCACCGUGUCUCCUCUGUAUACCCCUUCGCCCUUGUCUUAGUUGUUCCCCACCACUCCGAUGCUACCCAUCUAUUCAUUCUCUUCCAACGCAACCCCCUUCUCAUCCAAGUCAUGGUUGAGCCCUAUUCUUUGUUAGCAGUGAAAACCACUCAUCCAGCUUUACACAUGCAACCGAAAAGUGUUUUGGAUGGAGGGAAGCUUACACCAGCCUUAGACCUGAAAUCAGAAAAAGGUUGGCCUGUGGAUCCAUUGCAUGCAACGUCAACGAGGUCGUUUUCUGUAAGGAUUCUUCAUUUUGGUAACUCAAGUGAGGCUGAGACGGAUCCGAAUUGGGCGAUACGAAAGAAAUAUAGGGACAAUCUUGUGCCCGACACAUAUGACGGGCUGAACGGCUUGAAAGAUGGACAGGAGGUGUCUUCGGCAACGAAAAAUGAAGAUGGCAACCUGACCUGUUCAGAGGAUGGUUGAGACGAAGUUGACGAAUGGAAGGAGGUGCCCCGACACGAAUUCAAAGGGAAGUAGCUUGUACUCCCUAUUUCUCUGUACUGUGAAAAUGUUCAUGGUGAAUUGCAUGUUUG